Messenger RNA from Aegilops tauschii subsp. strangulata, 1916 nucleotides. Its product is annotated as F-box protein At5g46170. NCBI's taxonomy places the organism in Eukaryota, Viridiplantae, Streptophyta, Magnoliopsida, Poales, Poaceae. Gene Ontology annotation, molecular function: protein binding. The record is from RefSeq and is a predicted model, not a curated record.
CCUCGUGGCCUCCCACGCCCCGCAUUCCCCCCUCCCCCAGAUCCGGCCCCCCGACGCCGCCGGCCGAUGGCCGCGGACGCCGCCGCCGCCGCCGCGGGGCCCCGCCGGUGGCGCUGCGAGGAGGAGGAGCGGCAGCCGCACCGCCUCUCGGCCGCCGCGGCGGCCGACGACCGCUUCGACGGCCUCCCCGACCCGCUGCUCCUCCUCAUCUUCAACCGCAUCGGCGACGUCAAGGCGCUCGGCCGCUGCGCGCUCGUCUCCCGCCGCUUCCACGCCCUCGUGCCCCUCGUCGACUCCGUGCUCGUCCGCGUCGACUGCGUCAUCCCCGACGACCCCGCCUCCUCCGCCUCGGGCUCCCCGUCCUCCUCCGCGCCCUCCUCCCCCACCGCCUCCGCCUCCGCCCGCGCGCGCGGCGUCUUCUCCCAGAUCGCGCGCAUGCUCAUCGGCGGCAUCGUCAAGCCCAUCCAGGCGCUCGGCCAGAUCCUCUCCCACGCCGGCUCCGCCUCCGACUUCCCGGCCUCCGCCUCCCUCUCCUCCUUCCGCCGCUCCGCCGCCUCCUCGCUCUCGUCCUCGGCGUCGGCGCCCCCCGGCGACGUCUCGCACCACUCGCCCUCCGAGGUGCUCCGCUCCUUCAAGGAGCUCCGCAGCCUGCGCAUCGAGCUCCCCGCCGGCGAGCUCGGCAUGGACGACGGCGUGCUGCUCAAGUGGAAGGCCGACUUCGGCUCCACGCUCGGCAGCUGCGUCAUCCUCGGCGCCGCCUCCGCCUCCGCCUCGCCCUCCUCUGCCGCCAAGGACGGCGCCACUGCCGCACCUCCUCCUGCGACCGCUGAUUGUGCCGAGUCUGACGAUUCAGGGAGCAUACCGGAGUCCUUCUACACCAACGGGGGGCUUAAGCUGCGGGUGCUAUGGACCAUCAGCUCGCUGAUUGCGGCGUCGGCCCGGCAUUACCUGCUGCAGCCCAUCAUUUCCGACCACGCGUUGCUGGAGAGCCUGGAUCUGACGGACGCCGAUGGGCAGGGCGUGCUCACCAUGGACAAGUGGCAACUGCAGGAGCUACGGGUCAGGCCAGUAUCAGCGUCUGGUGACUCGCACCGCACGCUCAUGCCGGCCCUUAGCAUGCGGUUGUGGUAUGCGCCACACAUUGAGCUGCCUGGGGGCACGGUCUUGAAUGGAGCAACACUGGUGGCCAUCAAGCCGAGCGAAGAGGCAAUGAUGGAUGCAGUUGGGAAUGCAACUGCUGGGUCAGCAGGUGGAUCCUGGGUUUCAGAUGCUUUUGAGGAGCCAUAUCGGACGGCCGUCGGUGUGCUUCUCAAGCGGAGGAUGUAUAGCCUUGAGAUGAACUCAUUCUAAGCUAUGGAGGGAGUGCCAUUCCAGAAGUUUCAUCUGUGAGAGGUUUAUUCUGUUCUCUCACGAGAUGCAACUCGAAGCACAAUGUAACUUAAGCAAUGGAGUCGAAGUUCUCUGGCUGCCUAUUUUACUCCAGCCUGCACCUACCUGAGAAACCCGGACAAGUAGUUAGUAAUGUAUGAACGUGGAGAAAAGCUAUGUGCAUCCUUCGGGUCUGUUCGGAACCUCUCAACUCGUCGAUGUUGGAGCUGCUAGACAAGUCAUCGUUGAGCCUGCUGGCGGCCGUCCCUCCACUUGCCUACGUCGGAUGUGGCGGCAUUACGGGUAGAUCUUCGUUGUAUGUAUGGAUCCUCGUGAAGCUGGUGCUAACACCAUGUCGAUUUCUCGCUUCGGAUUGUAGCUCUUUUUGGAAAGGAAGUUUGCAGCGUUCUGUAGCAUGAGAUGUACAUGAGUAUCUGCAAGUUCGUUUCUAGUCUGAACUUGCAGACCCUCCGUAAAUGUUUACUUCGAAACAAGGGCUAAUGUAGUGGUACAAUGCUGUGUGUUGAGUGCUGAAGCAUUUCUGUGUC